AUGCCGCACCUUUUGCUGCAUCUCCUCUUCUCGACAAGCAGCGCCGUCGUGCUCCGUGCCGUGGCACCACACCGCAGCCGCCCGCCGGUCGCACAGGCCACGAGCAAAGGGCUGACGCACGUCGCGCUCGUCGAGCUUGGCUCCGGAUGCUGCCACGGCGGUAACGGCACCAAGGCUGCGGUGCGAGCGUGCAACAGCGCCAUCGAGUGGAACAGCGUCAAGGUGCGCACCAUCAUCCCGGGCUCGUACGAGGCGAUGCGGCUGCACGUGCAGCUCGCGGUGCCUGAACCAGAGGCGGUCGACCUGGAUGCUGUCGCGGCCUGCUUCCCGUACGGUACGCUCGUGCGCGUCGACGUCGAGCAGGGCGGCCUGCGGGCCAGCAGCCGCGCGGGCUUGCUGGCGGAGGAGCCUGCCGAGGCGCACAUGACGGUCGCAGUCGCGUGCGUCACCGUCGGCUGGGGAGAUCCCGACGCAGCCGGCGCCGGCAGCGCGUUGGAGGAGGCGGCGCCGCCACCGCCACCGCUGCCGCUGCCGCUGCCGCCGCCUCCGCCUCCGCCUCCGCCUCCGCCUCCGCCUCCGCCCCCGCCUCCGCCGCAGGUCCCUUCCUCGCUCUCCUCUCCUCCGCCGCCGCCGCCACGACGCCCGCGGCAGCAGCCGCAGCAGCCGCAAGCGCCCACGCCCGUCGACUACUUCAAGUACCGCCCGUCAGUCAACCAGCGCUGGGCGGGCGACGUGAUGGGUCGGCGACAGCUGCCGCCACCCUGGUGGGAGGAGAGGGACGGACGGUCCGGCGGGCCGAGCGACAAUGUCAACGAGGCGCGCCCUGACGACUAA
Molecule: messenger RNA, 834 nt
Organism: Emiliania huxleyi CCMP1516
Lineage: Eukaryota; Haptophyta; Isochrysidales; Noelaerhabdaceae
Exons: 2
Coding region: 1-834 (277 amino acids)
Source: RefSeq, a predicted model, not a curated record